This is a messenger RNA of Mytilinidion resinicola, 1560 nucleotides long. Its product is annotated as acyl-CoA dehydrogenase NM domain-like protein. Gene Ontology annotation, cellular component: mitochondrion. Gene Ontology annotation, molecular function: flavin adenine dinucleotide binding; acyl-CoA dehydrogenase activity. The coding region runs from base 134 to 1444 and encodes 436 amino acids. The record is from RefSeq and is a predicted model, not a curated record. The transcript has 4 exons. Lineage: Eukaryota; Fungi; Ascomycota; Dothideomycetes; Mytilinidiales; Mytilinidiaceae.
GUCUUCGAACCUCGGUAUUCUAUGCGGUAACCCGCAUCCAAGCGACAUCGCCAUUCUCCUCCCUGCACUCCACCACUGCUGUUUACAGACUUUUGCAGACUUCGAUUUCGAUAUUCACGACACGUAAUUCAGCAUGGCAUCCAUUGCAAAGGCUCUCCGGCCACUGACACGCGUCGCCGCCUCUUCAUCACGCCCUUCUAGGACAGCAUUUUUUAAGGCCACCCCGCAAAUACGAUGCCUCUCCACGACGCAACCACGGCAAACAAUCGACAUCACCGACAUCCCACCCACACCCAUAACGCACCUCUCCGAGACCGAGUCCCUCAUGGCCGACUCGGUCAACAAGUUCUCGAAUGAAGUGAUUUUGCCUAAAGUGCGGGAGAUGGACGAGGCCGAGACUAUGGACCCGGCUGUCGUGGAACAACUGUUUGAGCAGGGACUCAUGGGGAUUGAGAUCCCUGAAGAGUACGGUGGCGCAGGAAUGAACUUCACGUCCGCGAUUGUGGCGAUUGAGGAGCUGGCGCGGGUGGAUCCUAGUGUGAGCGUUAUGGCGGACGUACACAACACGUUGUGUAAUACGGCCAUUCUGAAGCAUGGUAGCGAGGCGUUGAAGAAGAAGUGGCUGCCGCGCUUGGCGACGGACACUGUUGGAUCUUUCUGUUUGUCGGAGCCAGUUUCCGGGUCUGAUGCCUUUGCACUGGCUACCAAGGCUACGAGGACGGAUACCGGGUAUAAGAUCAACGGAGGCAAGAUGUGGAUAACGAACAGCAUGGAAGCUGGAUUUUUCAUCGUCUUCGCCAAUCUAGACCCAAGCAAGAAGUACAAGGGCAUUACCGCGUUUAUUGUUGAGAAAGGCACUCCGGGCUUUUCGAUUGCCAAGAAGGAGAAGAAGCUCGGUAUCAAAGCGAGCAGCACCUGCGUCAUCAACUUCGAUGAUGUCGAAAUUCCAAAGGAGAACCUUUUGGGCGAGGAGUUCCAGGGCUACAAGUACGCAAUUAGCUUGCUGAACGAGGGCCGCAUCGGCAUUGCCGCGCAGAUGACCGGCCUAGCACUCGGAGCGUUCGAGAAUGCUGCUACCUAUGUGUGGAAUGACCGUAAGCAAUUCGGUCAAUACAUCGGAGAGUUUCAGGGUAUGCAACAUCAACUAGCGCAAGCGUGGACGGAGAUACAGGCCGCACGCGCCCUCGUCUUCAACGCGGCUCGGAAGAAAGAAGCCGGACAAGACUUUGUCCAAGACGCGGCUAUGGCUAAGCUGUACGCGUCGCAAGUCGCUGGCAAAGUGUCCGGACAAGCCGUCGAAUGGAUGGGCGGCAUGGGCUUCGUCAGGGAGGGAUUGGCGGAGAAAUACUUCAGGGACUCGAAGAUCGGGGCCAUUUAUGAAGGCACAAGUAACAUCCAGUUGACGACAAUUGCGAAGAUGCUGCAGAAGACGUAUACGAGGUAGUGUGGGGCAUUUCGGGAUAUAGAGCGGAUAUGUUAGGUAGAGCGUAAAUGCAAUCAUUAAUUAAAUAGUGUGUAUGAGAGGAAGAGUACUAGACAAUGUGGAAAAAUUAGGAAGCC